Molecule: messenger RNA, 2217 nt
Organism: Pseudophryne corroboree (corroboree frog)
Lineage: Eukaryota; Metazoa; Chordata; Amphibia; Anura; Myobatrachidae
Product: solute carrier family 22 member 15-like
Exons: 12
Coding region: 118-1584 (488 amino acids)
Biological process (GO): transmembrane transport
Cellular component (GO): membrane
Molecular function (GO): transmembrane transporter activity
Source: RefSeq, a predicted model, not a curated record
GUCAUACACGGUGUAGCCAAGUCCCCCGGGUCAGCAGCGUGACGUCAGGCUCCUCGGCAGCGCUCACACGUGUAGCCAUGUCUUUCGCUGCAGCUCCAGGCCCUUAGGGGACGGCAGAUGGACCUAGAUGAGGCUUUUCUAUCGGUCGGGGAGUUCGGCCGGUGUCAGAAGCGGCUGACUGCGUUCCUAGUGCUGCUACAGGUUUAUGUGGCCUGUCAGUCAAUGCUGAUUGUCAUUGUGGGGGCUGUGCCAGAAUACCAUAUUGAGAAGGAAGAAGGACAUGAUGACAAAGACUUUAUUAAACAUGUUCGAUUUUCUGACAACUUCACAUCCAUAGUAUCGGAGUGGCACUUAAUAAAGCAUGAAGCGUAUAAGGUCAGUCUGGCAUCUUCAUUAUUGUUUGCGGGUCUCCUGAUUGGGAACAUUUUGUUUGGACCUCUGUCUGAUAAACUAGGAAGGAGGAAAGUAUAUUUAACAGGUCUAUUAUUUGAUGUCAUUUUCGGUUACCUAACAGCUUUGGCUCCAAGCUAUGAAGUUUUUGCUCUUUCACGCCUAUUUGUUGGUAUAAUGAAUGGCGGUAUGGCGCUUGUGUCUUUCGUAUUAACACAAGAAUAUGUUGGAAAAUCAUACUGGGCAUUGACAGGUUCAUUAACUAAUCUGACUUUUGCUGUUGGCAUAGCAGUGUACGCUUUGCUUGGUUAUUACAUCAGAGACUGGAGGACACUUGCAUUUAUAGCCAACUCACCAGGAGUUUUCUUUUUUCUCCUUUCUUUUUUACUCCCCGAAUCACCGAGAUGGCUGUACUCCAACGGUUACACAGCGAAAGCAGAGGAAGUGCUACUCCGUAUAGCUCGGGGCAAUGGAAAAGAAAAUCCUACACUAAAAUUAAAAGACUGUAAUAGAACACCCGGAGCCAAAGUCUCGGUACACAGCGUCUUCGAUUUGGUGAAAUAUACAGUGCUCUGCAAGAGGACAAUCAUCUUGAUGUAUGUCUGGUAUGUCUGCAGUCUGGUCUACUAUGGCAUGACAUUAAAUGCAGGGGAGCUAAAAGGAAAUCUGUAUUUGAAUGUGGCAUUGUACGGUCUUAUUGAAGUCCCAGCUUUUCCACUCUGCCUGUUUUUUAUUGAGAAGUCCUGGUGUGGAAGAGGAAAAGCAACAGCCGGUUUUCUAGUAUUUGCUGGGCUUGCUUGUAUAUUCACAAUGUUUUUACCAGACAACACCAGUUUUUACCUUAAUCCAGCAGUCCUCGCCUUACUUGGAAAAUUGUCAGUCAGCGCUGCCUUCAAUGUUGUUUACAUCUACACCUCUGAACUGUAUCCUACGGUAGUAAGGAAUGCGGGAUUGGGUGUAUGUGCCAUGGCAUGUAGAUUUGGUGGUAUCCUUGCUCCUUUCGUUCCAUCGAUGAAAUCUCUUAAUCCAUCAAUGCCAUUCAUGGCAUUUGGAAUCAGCGGCAUAUCAGCGGGAUUCCUGAGUCUGUUACUGCCAGAAACACUUAAUAAGCCAAUUGCCGAGUGCAUUGAAGAUUUACAGUCUCCUGCAUACCAAUUGUUAAACAAGGCAAAACAAAGGGAAGCAAACACAUGAAUAAGAAAUAUACAAUUGCAACCUUCUACUGUACCAGUACUCUUUGUAUCAAACUACGGACAUUACACCAGAGAAUGCUGGUACAAAAUACAUUUUCUAAGAAGACUGGACACCAAGGAAUGUUACAGGAAGGGUAAAUAAAUACUGAUGAUUUCCCCACAAUUGUCCAAAGGCUAUAACUUGCUUCACUUACAAUCUUCUGAUUACGUAUUUACAUAGAGGUCUUUGCAUCAAACUCCAGUGUAUAAGCACCCUAAUAUUGGAUGCAAACCAGUAUUAUAUAUCUGCUGUUAAUAUAUUUGGUUUUUGCACAUUCCAAGGGUAUGCAAUAAAAGUUAUAAUGUUUUACUUGAAAUCUUCAGUGAACUUAUAUCCUUGUAUAGUCAUAUUUACACCUCUUAUGAUGUUGUAAAAAUAAAGCGUAUUAUGUUUUUAUUGAAAUUAAGAAAUAUAUUCAAAUGAAGACCCUUUGCUCUGUUUUCAGUGCGAUGGUCAUUUAUAUGGUCAAAAUGUAUAUUUUAAAGUAUGUUUAAUAAUCGGGUCUUUUACUGUGGCUUAUGGGAUAAUAUUUUAAUGCUGUUUUCAGUUUGUCUUUUUAUAAAUAAAGACUCUUCUCUGUUCUUUGAAGUUUCA